GUUUCGAGCUUCUGGACAGCGUUCAAAUGUCAUCAUGAGGAUGUUUCAGCUCCACGUUUAUCUACUUGUGUGCUGUGGAGCUGCAGAAGGUUUCAUCGAGAAGUCGGUGAAUUUGGGACAAAAUGUGACUCUAAAGUGUGAGGUGUCUGUACAUGAUGUGUUCUGGUUCCUGAUGAAGCCGUCAGAACCUCCAGUUUAUAUAUUACUCUCUUUCUCAAGCCAGUCCCUGGAUGCACAAUACAGUAACACGACCUUCAGCAAGACUUUCUCACUGCAAUAUAACAGCAGUUUAUUUAUUCACAAUAUCAGUACUAAUGAAUUAGGAGUGUAUUAUUGCAUUCAAUCUGGUUCACCUCCCGACAUCAGCAGUGGAAUCAGACUUUACAUCCAGAAUCACUCAGCUGAGAAUCAGGGGUGUAAAAUUGAGCAGAGGCAGAAUCAGACAAUCAGUACACCUGGAGAAACCCAGAGAAACCUCGUUCCCAUUCUCACCAUAUUAGUAAUAAUGAACCUGGCUCUGGCUGUUACAGUUACAGUUCGUCACUGCAGAAGAUCUCCAAAAGCUCCAGCACAAGCUCCAGAUCCUGGUUUACAACUGUGUCAGGACGCCAGCCUUGUGUAUACUCAGGUGCAGUACGUACUGAUGAAAGGAUGCAUCAGGACAACUGAACUCAACAGCACGCGCUCCUGCAGCCCGUGAACCCGUGACCCGACGCAACACGUGGACUUCACGAAGGUCAUCACAGGCAGAAAGAAGCCCCGCUCCUACAGCUACUGAUAUGUAAUGGACAAUUCACACGAGUCAUUUUGUAAAACCAGACGAAUUGAUUCAAAAGCAUGAACAAACCUUUUUAGACUUUUUGGAGGCCUAAAUUUAUAGAAGAGGCCUAAAGUGCUUUUCGAGUUGUGAAUUAAACCUGGAGUCACUUAAGGAGACGAUCUGGAAGAUUUGAAUAAGUGAGUCAUUGGACUGAAGUGAGUCGUGAUUCAGACACUUAAGGGUUCCGAGUAGAAUGUCAGCCAUUUUGAGAAACAUUUAAAAAAAGGAAGGAGGGGGCGAGCGUUGUGGUCCCGCUGGCCAUGAGAUUUCCCAGAAUGCACUGACAGUGUUUCAGUUUAAACCCUGAGGUACUGUUAUCCUGCGGUUCGACUGGCCUCGAUAGUGUGGGAAGUUACAUCAUUUCAGACUUCUGUGCAUUUGAGCUACAAAGUUGGGAAGAAACCACAGACGUCUCCAUGCCAGCUAACUGCAAUGUAAAGCAAUGUAUAGUUAGUGUUAUAGAUUUAACAAAUUGAUCUAAAGUAAAUACCUGUAUACACUCAUUUAAAAGUAAGAAUUUGUUUGCUGAAGCUGCCAUUUUGAUUUGCUGUUACUUGCUAAACUCGAGGUCCAGGAGAUGGAAUUGAGUCGAGGAACAUUUUCCUUAGUCAGAGAUUAGAAAUGAUGUCUUUGACUAAAGGUCAUCACUCAGCAUUGGCGUUACACCUUUUGCUCACUUGUUCUGUUCAUCCUGCAGAGUUUUGACAAGCUACUCAUAUUGUUCUCAUUUUCUUAUUGAGCACAAAUCACAUCCUGUAAAAAUAUUUAAAAAAAAAACUAAUUUAUUCAAUUCCCUUCGGUUGUAUGGAGCUACAUGCAGCUCUUCAGUGAUUGAACACUGGAACGUUAUAUGAGCGGCCAACGUGGAAUGUCGUUCUCACCCCCACCUUUUGGUAUCAUGACGGAAAGAGGCGGAGUCAGUUAACUGGUUACAUGAUUACACAACCCAAGCCCCACCUCCCAAAGUUUGAACUGCAGCAGUGAUGCAGGUAAUAUAUUAGCAUUUUCAACUAAGAUUUUUAAACACUAUUUUAAAAUAUUUUGUUUCAAGGUGAGAUGAAGCAAAUCUAAAUUAAAUGCUUUUAAUGGGAAAUUAUACUGAAACCUCACCUACUGUAACCUUUAUAACUGGGAAACAAUUACUCUAAACAUUGCGAGUCUGUGAUACAGGUAUUGUUAAAGAUUCGUGCAUUGUGCUUAGCUCGGUCUCUUUUUUUUCCCCCCCUCAUCUGUGGUUUUUGCACCUCUGCCACUGGGUAAGAUUGAGUUGAAGGCAGUCUGGCCUUGGAGGAAGUGGCAGAAAGGGCUUUGCUACGUGUGAAUUGUGGCUAAAGUGUAUUGAGUCUCCUUUUUGAAUAGUUUCUCAUUCAUGUCUUAAUCUUUUACUGAACAUGAGUUUAAAAAAAAGUGAUUCUUUGAGUCAGGCUUGUUUGAACACACCACUGAGUCGUACUCAUGAGAAUUCAUGUUAAGUCACGUGAUUCAACCACAAACUCUCCAGAAUAUAUUAGUGAAAAGUGAUAACAGUUUCUGAGAAUUCUCACUUCAAAAGAUCAGAUUCGACAUGCGCUACGUUCACACUGCAAGGCUUAAUGCUCAAUUCCGAUUUUUUUGUGAAAUCCGAUUUUUUUGUGAGGUCGUUCACAUUAACAAAUAUAUGCGACUUGUAUGUGAUCCUCAGUAUGAACGAAAAGCGACCUAAAAGUGUUCCGCAUGCGCAUUGCAGGAUACGACGACGUCACACGCAGUGAGCAUGGCCAGUGUUUACGGAAGUAAAACCGCCCGGUUGAGGUAUGACCCAUCCAAUCUAGCUGGAAUAGCUGUAUCCCCCCAAAUGGAAAUCAGCUCCCUAACCUCUGCGUCCUUCCAUUGAGAAGAUUCAGAACCUUCACAGCCCGAAGCGUCCCUCGCAUUGAUGUCAUGCGCAGGGGCGCAGAUACGUUUUUUGAACUGGGGGAGACAAAAAACUGGGGGGGACAAAGCUGGCAGCAAACCAACCCCAACCCCGAUAUGCCUGUCAAACUUGUUGUUAGUAACCAUAGCAACCAAGCUCGAGCUCGCAACCUGUGCAGUCUGCGCAGCUCAACCAACCGAAUAUCAGUCUUUGUUUUAUGUGAGUUGUUGCAACUAUGUAUACACUGCCGUGCACCUCAAUAAACCGAAUGGUAAUUAGUCUUUUGAUUUUUCCGUGAGGUUUGCCUUAUACAAAGAAAGACAGCAUAGACGUUUUUUCCUCCCUAUAAGUGGGGGGACCGAACGAGGUGAAUUUAAAUCUGGGUGGGACGAGUCCCCCCCCUCUAUCUGCGCCCGUGAUUAUGCGCCAUGUUGUUGUAACUUUUUUUGAGAGAUCCGCCGCCUACUUCAGCGCAGAAUAGUGACGUUUGUGGCUUGUUGAUGACGUGUAAGUCGGAUGAAUGCGACCUGGCGGUUCAGACUGAAGUCGCAUAUGAAAAGAGCGGAUAGGAAUCGGAAUUAGGACCACAUAUCCAAACGGCCUGGGUCGGAUUUGAAAAAAAUCGGAUCUGUGUCGUUCAUAUUGUCAAUAAAAGAUCGGAUACAGGUCACAUAUGGGCGAAAAGAUCGGAUUUGAGUCACUUCAGCCUGCAGUGUGAACGUAGCCAUGAUGACUGGUGGAAAAGGGCUGUAGUGUGUUUGUGGGUUUGGUACGAGCUUGUCCUCGAAAACCAAAGUUCCUUUUUCACAAUAAAUAGCAUGUGACCCUGCCAGAAGCCAUUCUCCACUUUUAUCUGUAAUUCAUCAGCAAGUUUUAUUUCGGCUGAACUUCAGUCAUAUGAUUGAUGGAGGAGAACAACAGGGGAAAAAAAAAAGUUUCAGAUGAACAUAGCCGGGGACGGAGGAGGGCUGAGAAACUAAUCAAGAUCAAACAUUUCAUAAAAUAUCUCCUCAAUCAUUUUGUUCUUUUGUCACUGUGACUCACUACUACAUGUCAUAAAAUAAACAUUAUCAGUUGUAA
Messenger RNA from Neoarius graeffei (lesser salmon catfish), 3794 nucleotides. RefSeq lists its product as uncharacterized. The record is from RefSeq and is a predicted model, not a curated record. Bases 35 to 700 code for a protein of 221 amino acids. NCBI's taxonomy places the organism in Eukaryota, Metazoa, Chordata, Actinopteri, Siluriformes, Ariidae. The transcript has 5 exons.